This is a messenger RNA of Prinia subflava (tawny-flanked prinia), 908 nucleotides long. It is a transcript of the gene ARL3, whose product is annotated as ADP ribosylation factor like GTPase 3. Gene Ontology annotation, cellular component: cytoplasm; microtubule cytoskeleton. Gene Ontology annotation, biological process: cilium assembly. The record is from RefSeq and is a predicted model, not a curated record. NCBI's taxonomy places the organism in Eukaryota, Metazoa, Chordata, Aves, Passeriformes, Cisticolidae. The coding region runs from base 110 to 658 and encodes 182 amino acids. The transcript is spliced from 6 exons. Gene Ontology annotation, molecular function: GTPase activity; GTP binding.
GCACCGUUUGUGGGCGGGGCCGGCGCUGGCCCCUCCCCCGGCGCGGGCACGUCGGCGCGCGCGGUGGGUGUGACGCAGUUGCCCAUGGUAACCCCGGGCCGCGCCGAGGAUGGGUUUACUGUCAAUCCUACGCAAACUAAAAAGCACCCCAGACCAGGAGGUGAGAAUCCUCCUCUUGGGACUGGAUAAUGCAGGCAAGACCACACUCCUGAAACAGCUGGCAUCAGAGGACAUCAGCCACAUCACCCCAACACAGGGCUUCAACAUCAAAAGUGUACAGUCUCAAGGCUUCAAACUGAAUGUAUGGGACAUAGGCGGACAGAGGAAGAUCAGACCGUACUGGAGGAACUAUUUUGAAAACACUGAUAUCCUUAUCUAUGUCAUUGACAGUGCAGAUAGGAAGAGGUUUGAAGAAACAGGUCAGGAGCUGGCUGAGCUUUUGGAUGAAGAAAAGCUUAGUGGAGUCCCCGUGCUCAUAUUCGCUAACAAGCAAGAUUUGCUGACGGCUGCCCCUGCUUCGGAGAUUGCUGAGGGACUGAACCUACACACAAUCCGGGACAGAGUCUGGCAGAUCCAGUCUUGUUCGGCUCUUUCAGGAGAGGGAGUACAGGACGGCAUGAACUGGGCGUGCAAAAAUGUCAGUGCUAAGAAGAAGUAAAGCAUUCUGAGCUGCAUGGAAAUGGAGGAGCGGUGGGAGCAGAAUUCUAGCCUGAAAACACUAAUUUGCUGCUUUCUGACCAAAUGUUUUUCCAUCUGUGCACAGCUACAGCUGUUAAAAGAAAAAAAAAAAAAAAGAGAGAGGAAAAAGGGAGCAACAUCGGUUUAAACCUACUGCUGGAUUUGGAACUUGACCUGCUCUUUGGUAUAAUUUUUUUAUCCCAAUAAAGGAAUUACAUAUUUCCUCCCUA